This is a messenger RNA of Geodia barretti, 1166 nucleotides long. The record is from the annotation of a GenBank genome assembly. Lineage: Eukaryota; Metazoa; Porifera; Demospongiae; Tetractinellida; Geodiidae.
UCCCGCUUUCUGUCUUUUUACUGACUUCUCCUAGCUCAGCGAGGGUCGUAUUUAGCGUGGUCUGAUCCCCGUGGGAGUUUCUGCGCCAGCCCCGCCCCUCUCGGUCACCGCGCGCAUGCGUGGUUGGCACGUCCGUGUGGAAGAAGACGGUAAACUGAUGGAUCCGCUACUUUGGCUUGGUUUGGCGGCCGUAGUAGCUGUGCUAUUGGUAAUCCUCUCAUUGAUAACCUUCAGACGAGGAACAGAUAAACGCGAUGGAGUGGAACCAGAGGCCGAAGACGCAGGCGGCGGACAACAACAGCAACAGCAGAUGCGGCGAGGUAGGACUCUUAGAGCUAGAGCGGCAGCUCUGAGGAGAGCCCGAGCCAACAUAGCAGGGGAGGAGGUGGCCGAAGAAGAUGAAGAUCUGGCCGUUCCUGAGGAAGAAGAGGCAUCUCCGUUCAGAAAAAUUGGUACGAAAAAGCUUCGCAAGAUGAAGGACAAGGCAGAGAAGAAAGUCAUGAGAGAGCAAGAGGAGGCGAUUCGUGAAGAUCGUAAGAAACGUGAAGCCCUAAGGGAGGAGGAAAUAAAGAGUGCCGAGGCUGAGGAAGGAGCAAGAAAAAAGCAAGAGGUGUAUAUCUUGUAAUUGUCCAUGCCGUGACUCUCGCUUUCACUUGCCAAAAAUGCGUUAAUUGUGGGUUUAGGAGGAGGAGCAGGAGAGUCUGAGGUUGGAGAAGGAGAGACAGGAGCACGAGGAGUACCUGAAGCUACGGGAGGCAUUCACAGUGGAGGAGGAAGGGGAGCAGGGUGAGGAGGAGGAGGAGGAGGCAAGAGGAGUGCAGGAUUUCAUCGACUACAUAAAGAGGGAGAAGGUGGUGUAUUUGGAGAAUCUUGCUGUAGAGUUCAACCUCAAAACUCAAGAUGCAAUUGACCGUGUUAAUGAGUUGCAGGAGAGUGGAGAUUUGACGGGUGUCAUUGAUGACAGGGGCAAGUUCAUCUUCAUCUCAGAGGAGGAACUGAAGUCUGUUGCAACGUUCAUCCGUCAGAGGGGCCGCGUCUCCAUUGCCGAACUCGCCAGUGCCAGUAACUCAUUGAUCAAUCUCCAGCCAGAAUCAUAGUAGCUUCCAAUAUCAUCAUGUUUUGCAUAGGGCAACCGUAUUGUUGUCAUUCAUUGCGCUUACACAGUA